Oncorhynchus mykiss (rainbow trout) is the source of this 1401-nucleotide messenger RNA. It is a transcript of the gene coq10a, whose product is annotated as coenzyme Q10A. The record is from RefSeq and is a predicted model, not a curated record. Lineage: Eukaryota; Metazoa; Chordata; Actinopteri; Salmoniformes; Salmonidae. Gene Ontology annotation, cellular component: mitochondrion. Gene Ontology annotation, molecular function: ubiquinone binding. Gene Ontology annotation, biological process: cellular respiration.
UACAAUGGCAGCAACUGCCCGGCGAAUACCGAUGGGUGUGCGGACAUUCAGUGAGUUUUUGGAGAUUGCUGUAGGCUCUGGGCGCUCACCAUGUCACACCGCGGGGUCAAGAGAACAUAUGAGACAGACUAUCAGACACUUGUCAUCAUGUGGUAUUGUAAUGACUAGGACUCCCAGAGUGCUUUGCCAUCAGCAGAAUUGGGACACAAUGACAUCAGUUCCCCACAGCAGAACCUUCAUGGGGUUCACAAAUAAGAGAAAGGAGUACUCCGAGCGGAGGAUACUGGGGUACUCUAUGCUGGAGAUGUAUGAUGUGGUAGCCAACGUGGAUGACUACAAACUCUUUGUCCCCUGGUGUAAGAAGUCCCAGACCAUCAUGAAGAGGGCAGGCCACUCCAAAGCUCAGCUAGAGGUGGGAUUCCCACCCAUCGUAGAGCGAUACACAUCCAUGAUCAGCGUGGUGCGACCCCACAUGGUCAAAGCGGUGUGCACAGAUGGAACACUUUUUAACCACCUGGAGACGAUAUGGCGCUUCAGUCCUGGAAUCCCUGGUUAUCCCCGCACCUGCACUGUGGACGUUUCGAUCUCGUUUGAGUUCCGCUCCUUGCUCCACUCUCAGUUAGCAACUGUGUUUUUUGACGAGGUGGUAAAGAAAAAUGUGUCUGCCUUCGAGCGCCGGGCCGGCACGCUCUACGGCCCACAGACUCGCGUCCCACGGGAGUUAAUGUUCCAUGAGGUACACCAAACGUGAGGUCCAUCUGCCAUUGUGUGCCCUUGUCCCAAAACAGCCUGCACCUUCACCCUGGCUGUCCCCUGUAUCACCUAGAUGGACCUGCAUGACACUACACCACCAACCACCUCCAUUGCCACCCAGGUGCAAUUAGCCUGGUCCCAGAACUGUUUGUGCCAUCUUGCCAACUCCUAGGGUCACACUGGCGUGAGACAGCACUUCUGAGAUCUUGGACCAUCUGGGACCAGGCUAAGAUGCCACUUUGUGCAACCUCACAUCGAAGAGUAAGGACCAAGCAACCAGCUAAACACCCUUCACAACUAGUUGAAAGUCCCAUAUCUUAGCCUGGAUCAUGUCUUGUAAAAAUCUGCCAUCUACCUCCUCACAAGGGUUGCUCUUCAAUGUUGCAUUGGUGCUUGUGCACAAUUUAAAUAGAAGAAUCCUUCUUCCAAAUCUAGUUGUAAAACAAAAAAGCCACUACACAUAUUGAAACAGAUUUAAUGUAUUGCUGUGUAAGCGUGAGUGAACAGGACACAAUAUUGAGUCAACCAAUGACAUGGACCAUUUUGAGUCUGUCAUACAGUAUGUCUGUUGAUGCUUCAGAUGGUUGAAGAAUGGAUGCUGGUGCACUCCACUUACCUGCCACAUUAAAGUCGUACAUUCAUGUCAAA